GAUUCUGUAAAAUUCGCCAAAUAACGCGGGGUUAAGUUAUCAGAAAUAGUAUAUAGAUUUCGAAGUGCCGCGUUGUUCCAAAUUUCGCUGGAGUAUUGUCAGUAUAUAUCAUACUUUUUUCGACUAGUUUUUCGGUUUGUUAGUAAGUAUAAGUUUUUUGUUAAGCGAACGUGCAGCGGAAACGGGGUUGCGUAAAGCUAGAAGGGUGGAAUUCAUUGAAAAUAACUGGAUGAAUUAGCACGAAUGGACUAUGGACCUGGGAGAGGUCGCGUGUUCUACCGUCAGGUGGCGGUAGCCUCAAAACAGUGGGACAUCGUAUAGACACCCUGCAACGGGACUGUGUUUUUCACAGGAUUGUUUUCCGCGUUUUCCCGCAAAAACCACGCUCUUUUACUGUGAUUUUUCGUUCCAGAGGGCCGCAUCUAUCAACCCCACUAUCCGACCGGCCGCUCACCUACUCACAUCUAAGACGAAUUAUGUAGUUUUUCCACUUGGUAUACAGUCAAUUUGUUCCUGUCUUGCUUAAAAGAGGAAAGGAGAAUUGACAAAUUACUCUGAAUGCUACAAUGGUAAUAGCAAUUAUCAUUUGAUCAGUAACCUGCUUGCAAUUUCAUAUUAUGAAUGAAAUUGCAGGAGCCCAAUGUGGGUGGAAGUGAGAUGGCAUCCAGGGAAAAGAAACCCUUAGCGCCUUCCAAAGCAAAACAGAAGGCGAAUAAUGAUUCUGGCUUGCCAUCGAAUGAAAUUAAAAGUAGAAAAGGCAAAACUUUGUCGAAUCUAAAGCAACAGCAACUUGCACGGGACAUAAUAGAGGCUGUGGCGACUGGUAGUCAACUUCCUCCAAAAUUAGAGGCAACCCUUCCACGUAAAAAGGUUCUCAGGAAUCUUAAACGUAAACAAAAGCUAAGAGUAACAAAGGCCAAUUUAAUUAAGUCAAAAGUUACAAGGAAGGUGACCAGUAGAAAUUUAUGCAGAAUAACUUCUGAUAUUAAGAAGGGUGUGAGAGCUAAAAGAGCCAAAUUAUCGGAAGAAAACAGUGCUAAGACAUCUGAUAUCAACACAAAAACUUUAGAGAAUCACAUAAACGAAGCAGAGGGUGAAAGUAUAGGGACAGAAGGAGGUAAUAGAAGUGCCAAGAACAAUCUCAGGACUAAAAAGACCAAGUUUAUACCAAAAAGUAGCGAAUUGGAGAGUGAGGACAUUGUGGACAAAGAUACAGAUUCAGUUGCUGGAUCCAGUACCAAGAGUAGUCCAAAACUUAAUAGGAAGGGUAGAAGCUUGGAAAAUUUAGAUUCUUUACCUAGGGGUGUUAAAUCAACCAAAUUUUCGGGAUUUAAAAGGAAUAGUAUCAAAGAGAAAGACACUUUCAUAAAGUCAGAAGGUGAUAUUAAAUAUACAAAAGGAAGAAAGAGUACCAGGGAUAUAGAUUGCACUAAUAUAAGGGUUUCAAAGUCACUUCUGGACACCAAGAGUUCUAUAGAUCUUACCAUAGACGAAGUGAUAGCUUCAAUGUUGAGCGACUCAGAAAUAGAUAAUCAGCAAGGAAUAACAGAGAAAAUAGAAGGGAAAGUAACAAGGAGGAAAAAGAUGUUGGUAGAAGAGAAUAUAGUCCCGGAUAUUGAGAUAAAAAAAGAACCAGACAGUGAAGAUAUCAAAAUUACUUCUGAUGGGGAGAAUCUGGAAACAGAAUCUGUUCAAAGUGCAAUUCAAUUGAGGAAAAGGUCGAACGCAUCGAUUAGUCAAAGAAGUUUGCGGAAUGGCAAGUUACGACAGGCGGAUUCUGUUAUCUCUACCGAUUUGGAGCUUAAAAAACGUCGAAGAUUGAAUUCGGAUGACCCUGUUAGUUCGGAAGUUUCCAUGGAUAAUAUCGCAGAUAGUAAUAUCGAUACCGAAUCUUGUUUUUCUGAAUCUAGCGGUAACGAUUCUCAGACGGUUAUGGUAUCAACUAAAGAUGAACUUUGCUUAAAACAAGAAACACUAAAAAAUUUCGAAGACAGUUCGCAAGUUGUAUCGGAAAUAGAAAAUAAUAACAAUAGUGAUAGAGUAGAUAGGACAACCGAGAUUGGACCUACUCUUCGUUCGAAAACUAAAGCCAAAAGUACCGAGAUCGAAAUAAAAAAUGACAAUACCAAAGGCGAAUAUACACGAAUAAUACCGAAAAACGCGGAAGUGCAAGAAGAGUUGAAAAAAACGAGUAAUUUAGAUCAAGUUAGGAAAGAUAAUAUUUUAGCGAAACUUUCUGACAAAUCUAAGGGUCGAAGAAGUAGUUUAAACAUAGAUAUGAAGAAGACGGUCAAUUCGUUUUAUGGUACGGAUAAGUCGGACGGUAAUCCGAAGUCUCAGAUAGAUCAAAUGAUAGAAAAUAUCAAGCUUACGAUCGCCAAAUCUAUCGAGAGUAAAAUCUUUGGGCCGGAGAAGGGUCUCGGAUUGAAUAAAAAUUUUGAAAUACCAAAAAUCGAGGAGAUAAUUGCACCGCUGAGCGCGGAGUCGCAGAAAUUAGGGUUGGAGGACAAUACAGACGAGGAUAAGUCUACUAUUUCCAAGAAUGAGAUUAAAUCGGACAAUUCAGAAAAUUCAGUGGCUGAACUGAAGCCAAAAGUGGCCGAUACUGCCAAAGAAAUUGAAAAACUAGUCAUGGGUGAUAUUGAACUAACUGAAACACAUUCUCAGAACGUACAAGAGAGCGAUUCUUCUGACAAUGAUGCAAGCUGCAACCCUCAUAAUGCUUCUGAAGCAGGUUCUGUACAGAUAACAGAGAAAAAUGAUAGCACCUGCAAAGCUAUGAAUCAACAAGAGGAAUCGAAUGAUAGUUCUAAUUCGGCAGAAUUAGAGUCUAAAAAGGAUGUGGAACAAGUUAUAGACGAUCAAAUAAAGGCUUUGGAUGAUGGUAAAAGAUCUGGUCUUAGCAAAAAAUCUCCGAAAAUAACGGAUAAAGGUCAUCUCGAAAACAACGAAACUGUUAAAAAAUUAGGUAGAGUAUUAAAUAGAAUAGCCCAAAAGUCUGAAAACUGUGAAGAGUCUUUGGAGACCUCCAGUAAACUUGUUUCUGAGGAAACUGCUUCGAAUGACGAGUCACCUAAGAACGAAUCGACAAAUAAAGCGGCUAGCUUAGAAUCUUCAACUGUUUGCACGGUAAUCGUGUCGAAGCAGGUACAAGAAGAAGUUACAGAAGAGGAAGCAAAAACAGAUCAAACAAUCGAAGAUGAGGCCAAGAUUUCUGCAAAUGUGGAAUCUGAUGAUGUAGAGACUUUAGAAAGUAUCUCUAAGGAAGUAGAAAGAUUGGUAGCAGAGGAUCAAUCUAGCAAUCAACUGCAAACGAGCAUGAACGAAAUACAAUACAGGCAAGAAUCAGCAAGCAAAACUACAACAGACAUUUCUCCAUUACCUAGUACAUUACGUAUCACAGAUAUUGAAAAACAGAAAAUAAGUCUUGCCAAAGUGGAUGAAUCAGAAAAUAGCGAUGCACAGAAUAAACCCGAGGUAAUAGAGAAUACCAAAGAAAUUGAAAAAUCUGAAGAAAGCGUGUCAGAAGCAACACAAGUUGCAAAGAAGGACAAGAAUAAUUGCAGAGUACCACCUACUUCCGAUUCCACAACGAACUUUAAAUGCACCGCGAGUCCUGUUUCUAGCGAUGCGUGUAAUCCUAUCGAAGAUAUAAAAAAAGAUAUAGAUGAGAAUGAAAAGGACGAGAAAUGUAAAUCGAGUAAUGAUACAGAUAACAAUAACGCUGGUAAUAAUAAUACUGAGAAAAAAGUAAUUUCGUUAAAGGAUAAUUCAGAGAAUAAUGAUACAACUAUAGUAAAGGAAGAAAUAGAAAUAUCAGACAAUAUUGUGGAAGAGCAAAAAUCUGCUGGCGAUGAUAACAAGAAACGAGUAUUAAGAGCUCGCGAUAAAACGAAAAAGCUCGAAAAGGGACAAGCAUCUUGUAACAAAGAACGCAUCGAAGGUGCUCCAAAAAUUAAAACGGAAGAGGAAAGUUCUCAAAUAUUGCAGAGUUCUCAUAAUGAGGAAGAUACCCUUAAUGAGGAUUUGGAAGAAAAGGCUCGUGAAAUGAUCACAAACGACAUAGAUGAUUCUCAGAACAUCACUGAAACAGAUACUAUCGAGUUAGAACGUCAAGCUCGCACUAGACGCAGCAGGGAGGUGAAGAAACGCAAAGAGGAUCAAUUAAAUGCUUUAAAAAAUAAACGACCAAAACGGGAAAUACGGAGAUACGAUCAACAGAAUAAGGAGGAGACACUAUUGGACAAUGAGGUAGCAAAGAUCAAUGAGAACAAUCGAUCCUUUUUAAACAAAUAUGAAAACGGAACAGAAUGUGCCACAAAUUUCAGAGGUUUCUCAGAAGGAGUUAGGGGAAGUUUGGAAAAAUGUCAGGACAGUACAGAUAGUAUUAGAAGCAAAUCAGAAAAUGACUUAAUUAUCACGAAAAAGCCUAGUAAAAAGAGAUGUGAGAACAGAUUAUCUCGAAAUUUAUCUGAGAACCAUGUGACCAAGCAGUCAGGGAAUAUAGACAUUCUGAAUGCCGAUUGUAAACCUGUAAAAACACCAGAAACAUCACAGAAAGAUUCUGAUGAGACAUCUACGUCUGGUGAAUCCUCUAGCAGCAUUAAUAUUACUCCAAAGAUUUUGGAAACACCAGAAGACAAGGCGAAAAAAGAGUCGAUUCUGAGACUUCUUGGUUUGGAAUCUCUGGAAAAGGCUGCUGAGCGGUUGAGCCAUCAAAAGGCCAAAAAGGAACAGUACACAGGUACCCUGAAAACUGUAAUCCGUGUUCAGAAAGAAAAGGAGAAAGACAAGAGGCGAUCAAGAUCACCAUUGAAAAUGGUGUUGAAACAGGGUCGUGGAGAUGGCGAAGGAGAUUCACCUGAGAAUUUUUACACUAUUCAGAAGGAGUUUGGAACCAGUGGUUGGGGAGAUAGCAGUUCUGAUGAAGAUAAUGAAGACACAGCGCCGAAGGAUCGUCAGUCUCUUGUUAUUCCAGAGAAGUCCUCCUCUUUCUCUAUUCAUCCUGGACGCUUGUGCGCAGACGUCUGUUGUUACUGCUUUGGAAAAUUCGGUUCUUUGGACACACCGAUGCAUCUUGCUCAAAUGAAGUCCGAUGAAAGACGGAAAAAGAUUUUAAUUAUAGAAAGACAUCUGAAUAAGGAUUCUUGCUUAUGUGAUGCUUGCUACCGUCAUGUAGACAGAAAGGCAAAUACAAGUCCAACAAAUAUGCAAACGAAGCCACAGAAACAACACAGACAACUCAUGGUGUCCAAGUGCUCGGCCCGCGAAUGUAGAGAUGCUUCGCGACAUCAUGUCAAACGUCGAUGGUUGCUCAAGAUAAAAGCUGGUCUACAAAAACAGGUGAACAUUGAUUGGGAAUCGAGUCAACACACGUCCAUGUCGUUUUGCGCUAGCCAUUACUCGAAGAUCGAACGAUUCUUGACUUGUGCGUUAUGCAAACGUAGGUUGGCGAGAAACCACACUCAUCAACUAGCUAAUGCAGAGACUGAGGAAUUGAAUCAGUUGCUUGGACAACAAGGGAUUCCUGUUAUUCUGGCGGCCGGUACUUUCGCUUGUAAAUUGUGUAGAUAUUUCACACAGUUGCAGUUGAAGUAUAAGGAUGUAGAGAACAUGAACACGAAUCAUAAGUCGUUCUUCAAGAGUUAUCGGAAAAGAAUCUUACACUAUCACGACAUUGAGGUUUUGGAAAACGAAGACGAAGAUUCUUCUCAGAAUCAGACUAAAGACAAAGACAAAGACAAGGACAAAAGGAAGAAAACCAAGUGUAGCACUCAACCUAAGACCGGAACUUCCAAGUCUCCGGAUGGUACGACGAAUUCCGCCUCUGAAAAAUCUACUCCAGAACCCACCAAAAACGAGGAAGCGAGUUCCGAGAUGGACAACGAGAACCGUACCGCGAAGACAAACUUGAACGACGAAAAUGUCGGGAUGGACGUGCAGUUCCUCGGUAUUGAAAGCACCGUGGAGAAACUGAAGAAACGCAAGCUGCUUGAUAUGCACCCAUACACAACAUCAGAUACAAUGAUAUCUUGUGAUAAUCCCAACGAGGUUGUCGAGAUCCUUGCAAUGGACAAGGAGGUGACGCUAACCAGAUUGCCAAAGAGGCCAAGGACGAAUAAUGACAUCACACCGGUUGUACAGAGACUCGGUGCUAAUCCUUCCAUUAGUGUACGUACUCUUUUCCCUGGCGAGGAGGAGAUGAACCUUCACGCCAAUAUAGAAUUUACAAAUGUUCGAGAAAUAACGCCUCAAGGUUGGGAAAAGUGUGCCACUAUGAUACAAUAUGACAGAGACACGAAACUCCUCUGGCAAGAGCUACAGAGACCAUACGGGAAUCAGAGCUCGUUUCUCAGACAUCUGAUACUUCUGGAAAAAUAUUACAGAUCCGGUGAUUUGGUGUUAGCCCCGAAUGCAUCACGGAAUGCCAUUAAUUACUCGACUUCUGUGCAGAAUCGUCUAAUAUCGUACGAAGGUCCAGAGAAAAUGGACGAGCCAAUAAUGGAACCGAUUGCCUCAGAAUAUCACAAUUCUCGUCGACUGAGUGGCGGCUACGUUCUCGAAAGGGAUAAGCAUUCUUUACCAAGCACAAGUACUCCUAAACAACCAUCGUCCACCAGUACUACACAAUCUAUAAAAAGUAGUCCUCCUCGGGUUCUGAAGUUAAACCCUGGAGUGUCGAUAAUUAAGAAACCACCCCCUAAUCUGCAACGACUAAACCUUCCAUCUACCAGCGCCAACUCCGCGAACGGUAACGUGAAACGAAAGGACGGUCAAAAACUGCCAACUUCUUCUGGUGGUAAGGUGUUUCACUUAAGCGAGCCCGAGUUCAAACGAUUGCAAAAUCUAAAAAAACAGAAGCAACAAAUGCUCACGGAGAAACAGUCAACCAGUUCAAACGGCGGGACAGGUAAUUUGAGUUCUUCGGCAAACGUGAAGUCGGCGACGCAGUAUCAAAAGGCGCAGAUAGCUGCGCACACACAGUUUCAGAAGCAUCUGAGAAUGCAGCAGGAGAUGCUGAGUCGGCAGAGCAGAAGUGACUUCGAGCCGUUAAUAUGCGACGUUCGCGCGUUGGCAAACGAGAAUAGUCCGACGCAAAACUUACUGCACAACCUGAACCUACCGAAAUCAAUCCAGGUGACAACAAAGACGUCAAACCAGAUUCCGAUAUUGCCAAAAAUACCGAAGUCGCUGACGGUGAUACCGCAAACGGUCACUAGACCAACCGAGAAAUGAAACAAGUGGACAAAUAGGGGUAAACAGUAAGUAAACAAAUUAUAGAUGUUAAUUCCUUCAGACGAGAGAAUGUACACGAGGGUUCGUAUCCGAUCCUGAGUGAAAAGGAGAGUGUUUGUAAAAUAAAAUGGAAAUGAUCGACAGAGCAUGACGGACCAACUAGAGAGAAUUGUUGAUCGAAUUUUGCGUUUCGAUGCCGAUCGCGGGAGAUAAAGAAAAGUAUUGAGGAAGUUUUGUGGAGGCUAGCUCACCGCGAGAAGCGACAAUAUUUGCCUUAUAAGGAUAUAAAAAAGUGAAAAAAAAUAAAAAUUGAAAAGUGUACACGAAAGAAAAACUCUGCACUGCUCAAAAGAAAAUACGGUUAUACGAUGAACGAUCAUACGUGUCAUAUUUUGCGUGUAUUUGCAUACGCGCAUGCGUAUAUGUCGUGAUAAUAUAUAUAUAUAGAAACAUCAUUUCAGUUUCGUCGGAAAAACGAUACAACAGCGAAGAACAGAACAUUAACUAAAAUCGUUAACGAUCUUGUACAUUAACAACCAAAGCAUCAGUGUGAAAAAAAAUAUGGCGAAACAUGGUAAAAGACCUGUUUCCAAGGAAAAGUGCCUAAAAAAAUGUAUGUCGCGAACGAAGUCGUUAGUUUUUAAAUGACAAAGUAUACUAUGUUGAACGGACUUGAAACACACGUUAUACAUAUAGUUAUAUAUAUAUAUUAUAUAUAUAUAUAAUAUAUAAUGUAUACUACGUACAUAUAUAUAUACACGAACAAAAGGAGAAAACAACAAAUAAAGAUAAAGAAGGUAAACGAACGAUCGUUCGAACGAGUGAAGAGUUUAAAGGAGAAAAGAAGAAGGGGGUACAUAUAUCUUGAAAGUUUAUGAAUCAAGGAGCUUUGAUUUCACCCCCUUUUGUUUCUUCGUUUAUAUGUUCUAAAUCUAAAACAGAAAAAUCAAUCCUCGAUUGAGAAAUACAGCUCUUCUUUGAAUUUUUUCACGAGGAACGGUCGAAUAGGAUAAGUGAGAACAUAUACCCGACGAACGAAAUGAAGAAGAAGCUGACGAUUUGCCUUGCUGUUGUUAGAUAAAGAAAACAAUUCAUGCUAGAGACAUAUCUGUCCCACGCGUUCUUUGAGAUCUACACCUGAAGGUCUCGCGGAGGUCCUUGAGGCUUCAAAGAGCACUUUCAAAUCGGUAGUUCGUUCCUUUUUCCGCGUAUCCCGAUGGAGAUAUAGUCGAAAAUUCGUGUCGAGAUGAUAUUGCGCGUAUUCCCGCGAGGUUGGCGCCACGGUGUAGAUUUCCUUACGAUUUUUCUCCGUACGCCGAAUAUAUUUUUGUCUACCUGUAAAAAAAAAGAAAUAUCGCGGAAUUUUGGAGAGAAAGGAAGAUAGAAGGAUAAAAGAUAGGACGUGACCUUUUUUGCCGUGAGUAAGGUACGAGACAAAAUAAUGACACCCGAAGAGAUUCAAUUGUACAUUAGAAAAGAGGAAAAAAAUAUAUAGAUAUAUAUAUUUUGGCCUGCUCAUCGGAGAGUAGCAUAAUGAUCAAUUGUAAUUAAUUCUUAUUAAUCAGGGGGCGAUCGUUGAGCGAGAAAGCUAAACGUUUGUCGUAUGAAUUGAUGGAUACAUUUCUACAAAGUAGGUGUAGAUUUAUUACGCCUCGAGCUUAUUUAUUACGUUACUAUAAUAUCAUUAUAUUACAUUGUACAUAACUGAUAAUUAUUUCUAGUUUGUAAUUGAUUAUUAUUAUUAUAUUAUUAAUUAUUUCAUUAUCGGUAAUUCUAAUGCUAUUAUAGGACACGGUGAAUUUUAAUUAUCAUGCAAGAUUCCUUCAUUAAUCGUGUAAAACGAUCGCGAGUUUGAGAGAAAUGUGAGGAUUUUGAAACUCCUUUGAUAAGAGAUACACAAGAUAAAAGAUCGAAAGGUUAACGAAUGAAUGAGCGAAAGACUGAAAGAGCGAGAGAAACAAGCAGAAUGAAUCCGUUUCCUUCUUCUUCUUCAUUUUCUUCAUUUUGUUUGUUUUUGUUUCUGUAUGAAGUCACCAUGUAAAAGGGCGUGAAGGAAAGAACAAGUCGAAAAAAGAUGUUUGUCGAAAGAGAAGAAAAAUCCUCCUUCGGACACGCAAACCGUAUGCAGUCGGUUGUCGCGUGUCGUUUCGAGGUUAUGUUAUUACUGCCUUAAAGAAAUGCGCGUGAUCGAUUGUAAAUAGUAGUAGCAGAGAGAGUGAAACUUGAAAAAUGUCAUUUCGAAUCAGAUAUUGCGCCUGGGAGACAAAUAAAAUGAGAAACGCUCGAGCAUUGUUUGUUGAACGGUGCAUUCUAUAACGAUAAAAAAAGCGUUGGAAAUCAUUCGAGUUGAGGGUAAGCCCACUUUUGAACCGAUUAAAAUUGACGAGAGGAUUAGCCUGGCGGUGACGUCCGUUGAAUUCCAGAUAUUUCUACUUAAAAUUAUCUAAACUCGUUUUCUGUUUAUUCUGUGUCUUUAAAGAAGGUGAAUAAAGUAGUCUGAAAAUUUUUUCACGCUUUAUUUGUUAUUUAACUAGCUUCAUUUUUUGCUCGUACCUUCUUUUUUUCAAAUAUGUAACUGUAUAUUUAAUUGUUGCUUAACCAAAUGCACUAGUUAACGUGUUCACUAAAAAUGGUUCGCACGGAAAUGGAAUCGGUUCAAGAGUACGUAUAUCCGUUCUAAUUCUUUAAAUUUUCAUUUUGGCUGUGUUGAGCUAGGACGAUUAACGGUCAAAGAAGAUCGACGGAUAGAUAAAUUUUAUAUCGCACGGACGAAAGAAUUUUGUCGAGUUCAGGCGGAAAUCGUUCGCUCGAGUGUUCUGGCAGCUUCAUUCGUUUUAACUUAUCAAAUCAUUGUUAAAACAAAUUUUGUAUGUUGAUAAUUAUCGACGAAGAAGAUUAGUACUGAUUUAUAUCGAAAAUCCAGAAACAUUUUUUAAAUUAUUAUAUUAUAGCAUAUCAGUUUGUAACUAAGAGAUUAUUGACCUGCUGAUAUUGUAAUAUAUCGCAAUAUCUUCGAACAUUCAUACAAUGACACGGUAAUGCUUUAGUAAAUCGUAAUAUAACUUCCUACUAAAGUAUAGCGCUUAGUCUUUGAACCUUUUUUUUUUUUUUUUUUUUUUUUUUUUUUUUUUUUUUUUUUUUUUUUUUUUUUUUUUUUUUUUUUUUUUAUAAAUUAAA
This is a messenger RNA of Bombus huntii, 10413 nucleotides long. It is a transcript of the gene east, whose product is annotated as probable serine/threonine-protein kinase DDB_G0282963. The coding region runs from base 622 to 7236 and encodes 2204 amino acids. NCBI's taxonomy places the organism in Eukaryota, Metazoa, Arthropoda, Insecta, Hymenoptera, Apidae. The transcript has 8 exons. The record is from RefSeq and is a predicted model, not a curated record.